AUGGUGAGGGCAGCAAGAAAUGUGAGUCUGAGGACAACCAUUGCCAUAUUAAGUUUCACAGAUUACCCAGAACUUCAGAUCCAUCUCUUCUUUGUGUUUCUGAUAAUAUAUGUUAUCACUGUGGUAGGAAACGUUGGAAUGAUAGUCCUCAUCAAGAUCGACCCCAAGUACCACACCCCCAUGUACUUCUUCCCCACUCAUCUUUCUUUUGUUGAUUUGUGUAACUCUUCCAUCAGCACUCCCAAGCUGCUUGAGAACCUGGUCAUGGCAGAUCAAAGCAUCUUCUACUUUAGCUGCAUUUUGCAGUAUUUACUCUCCUACACAGCUGUAGUGACCAAGCUAUUCCUGCUUGUAGUGAUGGCCUAUGACUGCCUGGUGGCCAUCUGUAAUUCUCUGCUUUACACAGUGGCCAUUCCACAGAGGCUCUGUGACCUGGUAGUGGCUGGGUCAUAUCUUUGGGGUAUGAGCAGCACCUUGGUACUCCUUUGCUACACUAUCCAUCUAAACUUUUCUGGAUAUCAUGUGAUCAACCACUUUUUCUGUGAGUCCACUGCUCUCAUCGCUGUGUCGAGCUCUGAUACUCACAUCCCCCACGUGUUCUUUUCUGGCUUUGCCACCUUCAAUGAGGUGAGUACACUGCUGGUCAUCCUCACAUCCUAUGUUUUCAUUCUUGUGACUGUACUAAAAAUCCAUUCUGCCAGCGGGCGUCACAAAGCCUUCUCCACCUGUGCCUCCCACCUGACUGUCAUCACCAUCUUCCAAGGGACCGUCCUUUCCCUUUACUUUGUGCCCAAGUUCCAAAACUCUCGACAAACAUUCAAAGUGGCCUCUGUAUAUCACACAGCCAUCAAUCCCAUGCUGAACCCUCUGAUCUACAGCCUAAUGAAUAAAUAG
Molecule: messenger RNA, 894 nt
Organism: Galeopterus variegatus (Sunda flying lemur)
Lineage: Eukaryota; Metazoa; Chordata; Mammalia; Dermoptera; Cynocephalidae
Product: olfactory receptor 5D14-like
Exons: 1
Coding region: 1-894 (297 amino acids)
Biological process (GO): G protein-coupled receptor signaling pathway; sensory perception of smell
Cellular component (GO): membrane
Molecular function (GO): G protein-coupled receptor activity; olfactory receptor activity; odorant binding
Source: RefSeq, a predicted model, not a curated record